CUUAGCAGGUGCACUUGUCUGAACAUUCCUGAAUCCGGAGGGGGCAGCUCUGGAUUUCAGAGAGUGGUAACCAGGCCACAGCUGGAGUGAGGCAGAAGCCAGGAGGAAGAACUUCAGCUCUGGGUUUGCAGCCUGAAAGGAAGAGAAAAUCCAGAAAGAACCUUUGACUUGGUAUUGAAAGUGAAAUGUCAUGCCUCUGAAAAGGAAGAUCCUGUGGUAUUGUGGAAGUUUCCUGAGGACUUUGGAGACCAGGGUGUCUCAGAAUCAAGUUGGACAGCAUUUUACCUUUGUACUGACUGACAUUGAAAGUAAACAGAGAUUUGGAUUCUGCAGACUCACAUCAGGAGGCAAAAUUUGUUUAUGCAUCCUUAGUUACCUGCCAUGGUUUGAAGUGUACUACAAACUUCUAAAUACUCUGGCAGAUUACUUGGCUAAGGAAUUGGAAAAUGAUUUGAAUGAAACUCUCAAAUCACUCUAUAACCACCCAGUACCAAAGGCAAACACUCCUGUCAAUUUGAGUAUGAAUCAAGAAAUAUUUAUUGCCAGUGAGCAAAUUCUGAAAGAUCAGCUCUCACUAAUACCGCAUUCCUACUUCAUUGCCCCUGAUAUAGCUGGACUCCCAACAAUACCUGAGAGUAGAAAUCUCACAGAAUAUUUUGUUGCCGUGGAUGUGAACAAUAUGCUGCAACUGUACGCCAGUAUGCUACAUGAGAGGCGCGUCAUUAUUACCUCUAGCAAAUUAAGCACUUUAACCGCCUGUCUCCAUGGAUCGGCUGCUCUGCUCUAUCCAAUGUACUGGCAACACAUAUACAUCCCAGUGCUUCCUCCGCACCUGCUGGACUAUUGCUGUGCCCCAAUGCCAUACCUGAUUGGAAUACACUCCAGCCUCUUAGAGAGAGUGAAAAAUAAAUCAUUGGAAGAUGUGGUUAUGUUAAAUGUUGAUACAAACACUUUAGAAUCACCAUUUAAUGACUUGAGCAACCUACCAAUUGAUGUGGUCUCGGCCUUGAAAAAUAAACUGAAGAAGCAGUCUACAGCUACGGGUGAUGGAGUAGCUAGGGCCUUUCUUAGGGCACAAGCUGCUUUGUUUGGAUCCUACAGAGAUGCACUGAGAUAUAAACCUGGUGAACCCAUCACUUUUUGUGAGGAAAGUUUUGUAAAGCACCGCUCAAGUGUGAUGAAGCAGUUCUUGCAAUCAGCAGUUAACCUUCAACUUUUUAAGCAGUUUAUUGAUGGUCGGCUGGCAAAACUAAAUGCAGGAAGGGGUUUCUCUGAUAUAUUUGAAGAAGAGAUCACAUCAGGUGGCUUUUGUGGAGGGAAUCCAAGGUCGUAUCAACAGUGGAUGCAGACAGUUAAGAAAGGAGGUGCACUAUUCAACACAGCAAUGACCAAAGCAACUCCUGCUGUACGGACAGCAUAUAAAUUUGCAAAAAAUCAUGCAAAGCUGGGAUUAAAGGAAGUGAAGAGUAAGCUAAAACAUAAGGAAAAUGAGGAAGAUUGUGGGCCCUGUUCUGGUGCAGUACAACAUACACCGGUUUACACAUUACACAGUGAAAGGGGAGAGAACCUAGAAAAGCAUAAACUUGCCCAGGCAUGCUUGAAAAAGUCUCUCCAGAGCCUGGAUGGUGCCCUGUAUGACGACGACGACGACAUUGAAAGAGCAAGCAAGUUAUCUUUUGAAGAUGGUGAAGAAGCUUCUGCUUAUUUUUAUGAAAGUGAUGAUUCUGUUGACAUGAGAGUAAAGACUCCUUAUUCAGGUGAAAUGGACUUAUUAGGAGAGAUCCUUGAUACACUGAGCACACACAGCUCAGAUCAAGGAAAACUGGCAGCUGCAAAGAGCUUGGAUUUCUUCAGAUCAAUGGAUGAUAUUGAUUACAAACCUACGAAUAAAUCCAAUGCUCCUAGUGAGAAUAACCUGGCCCUCUGUGGUGGUGGCUGUGGUGAUCAAGCAGAGUGGAAUCUGGGGCAGGAUGAUAGUGCCCUCCAUGGCAAGCACCUCCCUCCAUCUCCCAAGAAGCAGGUUUCCUCUAGUGGUUUGACAGAGUCUCUGUUUAUCUUGAAAGAGGAAAACAAUGAAAAACACCUCUGUGCUGACAGUAAGUCUGGCCCUAAUGUGGUGGAAAAUCCAGCUUCUCCUGCAGGAUUGGAUUUCCAGCUAGCUCCCCCAAAAGUUUCCCAAACUAACAAAGGAGAAGCAGAAAAGCAGGAAACACUAAGUCAGGUUUCAGAUGAUCUGCUUAUGCCCAGCCUUGGGAGAUGUCCAUCUACUUUUGUUCCUUGGGAGAAAGAGGGAAAAGAAGUCAGUGAGAAUUCAGAAGAUCUUGGACUGCUCCAUGAGAUGGUGUCACUGCAUCACAUGUUGUCUGACUCCAGGCAAGGCUCAAACCUUUCAAAGGGAAGUGCAAGCGGAAACCAAGGUUAGAUCACCAGUGAAGGGUCUGUCACUCGCAUCUAACCUUCCAGGAAACAUUUGGGGAUUCCCUGUAAUCUGUAUAGUAAAUAGAAUUGUUUUUAAGGAUGACAACUCUCUCUACUAUUUAUUUUUUUUUUCAUUUGGAACAAACCCCACUUGUUCAUCUCAUGGAUAUAUGUAAUCCACUUAUUUUUAAAUGUAAGGCAAAUUCUUCUACUGUGCUAUUAAAUCAGGUACUAGUUUAUAUGUAUGUUGAAAGGAUAUGUUGAACAUAUGAUUUCCCAGUAUUUGGUGCUUAUACCAUUCAUUUUAUUUAAAAUAAGUAAGCAUAUAUAAUCCUUACACAUAACCAGUAGCUACUGUAUUAAUCUGGUUGAGCAUGAACUGAUCAAGACAUCACAUUUUAUCAAAACUAGCCUGAAACCGAUAAAACUCUUAAUCCACUAAUUGCCUUAAUCUUAAAGCUCUAUCAAGCAUACUUAAUAACUUAAGAAAUUACAUGUAAAGUGUGAAAGAGAAGUUAUUUUGUUCUGCAGAGCAAUAAUGCCUUUUCUACUCAUCAAAUUAAGGUCAAAUUUAAUUUUUUUCAAGGUUUAAAAGCUCGCUUGUGGAAAUACUUUCAUAAGGAUACUGCAGCCAUGUUUUUCAAAACGUAAAAAAGGUAUAAAUUUACCUUUCACUCAGUGACAUAUAUGAAGUGCUUAGUUGCAAUGUGAAGUUAAUGACUUCUGUUUACAAAGGAGACACUUAAAAAUGUUUGUGGUCUCUCUCUGUAUGCCUUUGCUAUCUGGGGUUCCCCUCAAGAAAGCCAAAUGCAACUCAAACUGUCCUGGCAAAAAUUUUUCUGUCUUUUUUCCUAAAUUAAUAAUUUUUUCUGUCAAAAAUGCUUUAUAUUCUCAUCUCAGAUUACAUUUUUAAAUAACUGACUUUGUAUUUUAGAAGUUUCAGAUUUAUGGAAAAAUUGCAAAGAGUUAAUAGAAGCCUCCAUGUAUCCCUGCACCCAAGUUCUCUGUUAAUGUCUUAAGUUAGUGGGUACAUUUGUCACAGUUAAUGAGCCGGUAUUGGUAUUCUGUACUUUAUAGAUUUCCGCAGUUCUCUCUGACCUGUAGUAUCUAUUUUCUGUCCUAGGACACCACAUUCCAUCUAGUUGUCAUGUCUCCUUAGUCUUCUCUUGGCUGUGGCAGUUCAUUAGACUUUACUGACUUUGACAGUUUUGAGGACUAUUGGUGAGAUAAAUUGUAGAGUGUCCUUCUCUUGGAGUUUGUCUAAUAUGUUUCUCAUAAAUUAGAUUUCUCACAAAUGGGUUUUGGGAAGAAGAAUACAGAAGUAAACUGUUGUUUUCAUCACAUGAUAUCAGGGUAUGUACUGUCGACCUGUUUCUGAAUGUUAGUGUUGACUUUGAUGACCUGGCAGGGGUAAUGAUUGUCAGGUUUCUGUACUAGAAAGUGACCACCACCCCUUUCAGUACUGCAGUCUUUGGAAUGAAGUCACUAUGAAAAGUCCACACAUUUCUGCUAAGGCAGAGGAGUAUCUAAAUAAAUUAUUUGGAAUUCUUUAUGGGAAAUUUAUCUCCCUCAAAUUUACUGAUAAGCUUUGGAGUUCAUCUGAGAAGGAAUCAUACGCUGACUACUUUAUGAUAGGCUAGACUACCAGGAAUAAUCAGGAAAAAAAACCAUGAUGUUAUGGUUAAUUUGUUGCUUCUGUGCUCAGUCAUUCAUUCUGUACAUCAUAAUCAUGAUUUUUAAAAACAUCUCUUUUAGAAAAAGUGUUCCAGAAACCAUCCAAGAAUCUCAAUAAGAUUGUACUGUAAAGUGUUUACUGAUGGAAUAUAAUUUCAUUUAAAAUCCUAGAAGGAGAUUUCUCAAAACCAUUGCUUAAAAUAUUUAUUCAGGUCAUUUUUAAAGAAAAUGACAAAGUAUUUAAAAAAACUACAUACCAUAAUCUAAAUGUGUAUCUUGUAUUUGGGAUAAUUAUUCAUUCAUGAUUAUACAGGAAGAAAAAUCUAGUUUUUAUUCUAGGGUGGACUCUAUAUAAAGAAAAAAAGUAUGUAAUACUUUUUAAAAACACAAAAGUAAGAUUCAAGUUCUUGUCAAAUUUUGCCUUUUAUGCUCAUUUCAAAUUCUAAUCUACAUCAGUGAAAUACAUAAUAAAAAUAUCCAUAUAUAAGAGCUCUUUUAAGUAACCAGGACAAAAAGUUACCCUAGUGACUAAUCUGAUUGGCAUAUACUCCUUCUGAAUUUAUAAAAAUAAUUUAAAAUAACAUUUACUGUGAAUUUUGAAAUUAAGCAGUUUUUUUCAGAACUCAGAGUCUGAACAAUAAGCUAAUCAGGAGUAAAGCGUGAACCAUAUUUGGGUUUUAGUCCAUUUACUUAAACAUCAUGGCCACUGUUUUUCAGUCAUCUCACAAGAUGUUUGGCUCUAAUACUAUGCUGUCUUGAGGAUAUUAAGCCAUUCACAGAUAAUAUAAUUGUCUUAAGGUAUUUUAAAGUGAUUUGUGCCUUAUUUUAAACAUACAAAAUUACCUAGUUCACUUUGUUAACAAAAGCAAAAGCCAAACUCUGUUAUUCUUGAAAACAGUCCAUAAAACUAGUAGCAGUUAUUAGUAUUUCAAACCCUUAAACAUUUUGAGUAUUGACAGUCUUCUUUUACCUUGACUUCCCAGUAUUAUGGUGGAUAUUGAGAAUGAAGUGAAAUUAGGGUGAAUUCCGGAAUAAGCAAACAAAACUGCUGUUAUCUAUUGUGCUCAUAUUUUCUGUUGUAGCUGAACCAAAUCUUUAUAUGUUUCCCUGUUCAAAUUAUUUUUCCAAGAAGCAGUACCUGUUCUACAGCAGCAUUGUAUAAAUUAAGGACUUUGGCUUUGGUACAUAGUUUUUUAUAUGGCCUCUGGAUUGAGUCAUGAUUUUUUUCUGAAUCCCACCCUAGCUAGGAUCCUUCUGCCCUUAGAUACUGCUCCCAUGGUAUUUCAGGGGGAUAGAGAAGUAUUAUAUACAUUUAUAAGCUGUUGUUUUGUUGAGUGAAAAUGUCACUAAGUGGUAUAUUUUGAUGAUUACCUACUUUGGCAUAUCUUUUAAAGGCACCAAAAUAUAGUAUUAUUAUUUUUCCAAUUGAAAAUUCUUCAUUUACUUUUUGCACAAGUCAUGUGCAAGGUAUGAUAACUGAAGGUGUGGGGAAAUAAAAUAAGUAACAUAAUCCCUGCUCUGGAAAAAAUAAAAGGAAUUGAAAAUGUGUGAUGAUGAUGAUGAUGAUGAUGAUGAUGAUGAUGAUGAUGAUGAUAUAGUAAUAAUGUACUCUGCUUACAAGUUACUGGCCCAAGAUUCUGUCACCAAAAAAGUUGAAGCAUGCUCUAACAUAAGUACCAUUUCUCAUUUCAUUAUCUUUCUUAAUUAUUACAUUAAUAACAAUAAUGCUGCUAAGAUACUCACUUUUAAAGGACAGAUCAGAGACAUUUUCGGAAGCUCAGUGAACUUGUUUGCCGGAUUCUCCUUCUGAUGAGCAAGGCAUCACAGGGCCUCCUCCUAUAGGGAAAGAUGUGCCCUGUCAGUACUUAGGGCCACUGUACUCAGUGAGGAAUAACUGAAGGUACGGAAUCCAGUCUUUUCUUUUUCAAGAUCUUGAUAAUAACAUUCUCCAGAAACAGUCCCUUCCUUUUGAAUUGAAACUGUAUGUGACAGUGCUGUAAUUAGGAUUCUAUCCUAAUAUCUUAUUAGUAGGAUUCAGGAAUGCUGAUGAAUUAGUUGUUAAUAGUAAAGAAGUAGUCCUCUGAGCAAGAGGAGAAAACUGUGAAUGUUCUUAUCCAUAGACCUUCAUUCUCUAUUUGGGUUUUCAAGAUAAGAUUAAUUUCAUGAAUAAAAUUUCUAGUAAGAAUUGUUUGUUUGCUAUCAAAGAUUCUGAAUUUGAGAAGAUAUUUGUAAAUCAGAAUAUAAAUUUAGGAACGUAAAAUGAAUCCUCAAAUUUAAUUUCCUCAAAACAUUUCUUAAUAUAGGAAAUAGUUUUUAGAAAUGCUAUGUCAUUAUUAACAUCUUUCCUACAUGGAGCCUAGUGAUAUUGUUAACGUAUGUUUCUUAAAGCUUCUUUAAGAGGCAGAAUGUUUUUUAGCAAAUCACUGAACAUUAUGAUUUGGUCAAGAAAUAGGAAAUUAUGUAAAUCUAGACAAAAAAUUUAUUUGAAAAAUUAUAGUAUUUUGUGCAAUAUUUUUUCUUGCAUAAUUUAGUUCGUAUAAAUAUACACAUCUGCUUUUCUGGCAGAUGCCUUAAGGUCACGUCUUUCAGUAUUUGUGUAAAUUGUAUGUAGCAAUGUUCUGUGUGAUUUUAGAAAAGAGCAGUCUUUAUAUUGUUGGAAGGAAAAAUGUUUUUGUUUAUUUAAAAUAAUUAUGGAUAUUGCAUUAUUGUAUUAUAACUAACUGCCUCAGCAACAAUAAAUAUGCAAUAAGAAAAUCCUGUACCUUAGAUUAAUAUUGACAAUACUGUUACUUAAAAUGUUUAUAGUACAAAGUGCUGAUUCUACAUGUGUACAGUUAAGUACUCUGCUCUGCACCACCUAAAUCGAAUGGCACUUGUAUGGUGAUGACUGUGUAUGUAGAGUGUAACAUCUUUUAUGAUGCAUCUUUGCUAAGAUUUAUAAAGGGCAUUGCCAAUACUUUUAACUGUCUGUAAAUUAAGUUAAUUUUUUGUAUGAUGUACAGUUUGUUUAACCUUAGAGCUUCUAUAGAUUUCUACUUUUAUUAUACUUGAAUGAGGUAGACGCACUGUGGAAAAUUUGUAGCUCUGGAUGCAAUAUGCAAAUAUACCAAAAAAAUAAAACCAGGUACUGAAUGACAAUGUUAACAGAACGCUUUAUAUCCAGAAUGCUAUGUUUUUUUCAAGUCACAUUUAAAUGAAGUAAUUGAAGAUAUUCAAUCGUUUGUCUUAGAAGGUUGUAAAAUCACAAAUGAUUACCUCUUUGAUAUGACGAACUUGUAAGUCUCUUCAUUUCCGCUCAGUAGUUCUCAGAUGAGAGCCUUGAUAAGGUCCAAUGGUGAGUUUACUCUCUGGCUGACUAUAUAAUGUGUAGGACAGAAUUUAUAACACUGUUCAUGUUAAAUGGACCGCAUGCAUCAUCACCAUCCUUUAGGUAGGAGAACUUUCAUAGGUUAUUUUGAGAACUACUUAAUCACAUAGCAAAACUAGAUUUUUAAAAUCUGAUGAUUUAGCUGUGCCUAAAACAGCAACCAAUAAGAACUGCAUGACUGCUACAAUUUAAUGUGCAUAAAGCUUUUUUACAUAAAAGCCACAUGAUGGGUUCAAACUUGAACCUUUCAAAAGCUUAUUUCUUUUGCUUUAAAUGAAAAGCUGUUUCAGUGACUGAAAAUCUUGAACUUUUUUGCUCAGCACGGUAACAGAUACCUGUAAAAACCCACCCAGCAUUGUGAUUUUCUGUAUUUUUUUUGCGUUCUUGAGAUUACAGUAUAAAUCACCUCCAAGAUUGACUACUAUUAGGAAGAUGUUCUAUACAAAAGUAUUACUUUGGAAAUUUUUUUAAUAUACAAAAUAAAUAUUGGAUGAACUCAAUAUUCCAAAUAAUAAAGAACAAUGCAGUUAUAAAAUAAAAUUGGUCACAAUCAAACUG
Molecule: messenger RNA, 8017 nt
Organism: Heterocephalus glaber (naked mole-rat)
Lineage: Eukaryota; Metazoa; Chordata; Mammalia; Rodentia; Bathyergidae
Gene: Dennd1b
Product: DENN domain containing 1B
Biological process (GO): endocytic recycling; endocytosis; T cell receptor signaling pathway
Cellular component (GO): nuclear speck; intracellular membrane-bounded organelle; cytosol
Molecular function (GO): guanyl-nucleotide exchange factor activity; phosphatidylinositol phosphate binding
Source: RefSeq, a predicted model, not a curated record